CCUAACAACGGAAGCGAUGUUAUUAAUUUCACUUUCACUACUACAAUGGCUGCAACUUGUUCGUCCGUCGGUUACUGGACUAACGUGAAAGGCUUACUUUUAGAUAUAACAGGAGUUCUUUAUGAAAGUACAGAAAGCGGGGGUUGUGCUAUUGAAGGUUCGGUUGAAGCUAUACAAAGGUUAAAAAACAGUGGAAUAGCUGUAAGGUUUUGCACCAAUGAGAAUGCCGUGACGCAAAAAGUCCUCUCUGAAAAACUGAGGAAAUUUGGUUUUAACAUUGAAUGUUCCCAGAUAUUUUCUCCGAUUCCAGCUGUUUGCAGUGUUCUAGGAAGCCGUGGAUUACGGCCACUGCUUCUUGUGAAUCCAAAGGCUGCAGAAGACUUUCGUGACAUUGAUACAAGUAAUCCCAACAGCGUUAUCAUUGGUGAUAUGGCUGAGCAUUUUACAUAUGAGGUUAUGAAUGAAGCAUUUCAACUUCUCAAAUCUUUAUCGCAUCCAGUUUUAUUAGCUUUGGGAAGCAGCAAAUAUUAUCAGGAAAAUGGCAAACUUGUCCUUGAUUCAGGGGCUUAUAUGAAAGUACUUGAGAGUGCCUGUGAUAUUGAAGCUGAAGUGUUUGGUAAACCAUCACCUGAGUUUUUCAAAACUGCCCUCAAGGAUAUGAAUUUAAAACCUGCUGAGGUUGUUAUGAUUGGAGAUGAUAUUGUCAAUGAUAUUGGUGGAGCCCAGGCUGUUGGAUUGAGGGGCGUUCAGGUGUGCACUGGAAAGUUUAGCAGGAUUCAGCAAACUUUAUUGGAGAUGGGCAAGAUUGGAAGUGUUUUAAUAAUCUUGCAUUCAAAUUGGAAAUGUUUCUGUUUUGUGAUCAGACAGGUAAUAUCCUGAGCCAUGGUCAUACAAACAUACAAAAACAACCUUUUUUUAUAAACUGUUUUUAAAACAUCACCUAAUACAACCAAAAAAAUUUUACAGCUUAAACAGCUUAAAUCUCGAUAUAUGCUAAAUAGAACAGAGCAUAUGAAGGAAGAGUUAAACGUGUAUUAGUUUGGCUGAAUGAAGGCAGUUGUGACUCUUCAUGGUUGAAGACAGUUUAACCAUUUCCCUAAUGGACAAAUACACAUUUUUUUGUUCCUUCCACUUAGCUUUCACUUGAUGAUUCGUGUAAACUAUAUGGUAUCAGAAUGUAA
Octopus bimaculoides (California two-spot octopus) is the source of this 1181-nucleotide messenger RNA. RefSeq names its product phospholysine phosphohistidine inorganic pyrophosphate phosphatase. Lineage: Eukaryota; Metazoa; Mollusca; Cephalopoda; Octopoda; Octopodidae. Gene Ontology annotation, biological process: dephosphorylation. Gene Ontology annotation, molecular function: inorganic diphosphate phosphatase activity; phosphatase activity. The record is from RefSeq and is a predicted model, not a curated record. Gene Ontology annotation, cellular component: cytosol; cytoplasm.